ACUUUUGGCCACCGCGCCGUGCAGAUGCACAAGCAGCCGGGGCAGGGUUUCUUUUCCUUUUGUGUGUUGAGCAGACAGCAGCUACAGCUGUGCCUUUCAACCACKCUAACCUGGGAGAAGCGCAGAGAUGUUCCUGCCAUGCCUGAGAGGGGUCAUAAGUUGUUAAUGGCUCUGUCAUCACAAAGGAAGCAAUCAUUCGGUCARACUGUCAGCAGAAAAACUAUGUGUCGAUCAGAAAAGGUCACCAGAACGAUGGCCUCGCAGGAGCAGGUCUGGCCAGUCCCAAUGAAGGCAAUUGGAGCACAAAACCUUCUGACAAUGCCUGGAGGAGUCACCAAAUCAGGGUAUCUUCAUAAAAAAGGAGGCACCCAGCUGCAGAUCCUGAAGUGGCCRUUGAGAUUUGUGAUUAUCCAUGAGGGAUGUAUCUACUAUUUUAAGAGCAGCACAUCUGCAUCUCCCCAGGGUGCMUUUUCUUUGAAAGGUUACAACAGGGUUAUGCGGGCAGCUGAGGAGACAACAUCAAGCAAUGUGUUUCCUUUCAAGUUAGUUCAUAUAAGCAAGAAGCACAGGACGUGGUUUUUUUCAGCUUCUUCCGAAGAUGAAAGAAAGAAUUGGAUGCUAUCCUUGAGGAGGGAAAUUGAUCACUACCAUGAGAAGAAAGAAACAGUAAUAGAAUUCAGUGACUCWGGUUCUGAUGCAGACAGUUUCUAUGGCUCAGUAGAACGUCCCAUUGACAUCAAGUAUUCCCAUCAUUCAGCAGAUAAUGAAGAUUACGACCAGGAGGAAGAGGAUGAGUCUUAUUUGCAGCCGGAUACUACUGACAUAGUGAAAGAUGAUAUGGUCAUGCCCCCUGCGUACCCACCUCCACCCGUUCCUCACGUCAGGAAAUCUCCCUUCUCGGAAGCGAGGUCACAUUCCUAUGCUGGCAAACCAACUUCACCAGUACCACCACCWCCUCCUAAAAGGAGCUUACCUGAUAUCAAACUAGAGGAUCUCGUGAAUGUCAAAGAGCCCCAGUUACAGGGCCGAGCUGAGCCUAAUCUAAAGGUUCAAUCCCCGAGCCGGAGACUGACUGAACAGCCRCCCCCUGUGCCCCCUUUACCUGUGUUCAAAAAGCCUACAAGUGGAAAAGAGUCUCACCCAUUGCCUCCAGAGCCUCUGCCUGCARCCCAAGUCCUCACUCCUCCAGAAGCAUGGGAGAAACUAAAAAACUUAAACCUUUCCCUGCGGACUCCUCCUCCUCUGCCAGSCAAUAAACCCAAGCUGUCACAGCUUGCUGAAAAGCCAGCAGAGUCCAAAGUGCCAAGAGAACAUGGKAAACCUGGACUGUUUGUGCCACCAGUGCUCCCAAAGCCACCUGUGCCAAGCCACCAGCUCCCUGCAGUCAAGCCUAGAACAGAGAAGUCUUCAUGUCCCCAGUUACAGAGAUCACCACCAGAUGGACAGAGUUUUAGAAGCUUUUCAUUUGAAAAACCAGCACUACCCUCCAAGCCAAGCCAACCUGAUGAUGACUCUGACGAUGAUUAUGAAAAAGUUGGGCUGCCUGCUUCAAUAUUUCUUAAUACCUCUGAAUCCUUYGAAGUUGAAAGGAUAUUUAAAGCAAAUAGCCCACAAGGACAACCACAAAAUGGAUUGUACUGUAUUAGGAACUCAUCUACUAAGGCUGGAAAGGUAYUGGUUGUAUGGGAUGAACCUGCAGGAAAAGUGAGAAACUACAGAAUCUUUGAAAAGGAUGGCAAGUUUUACCUGGAUUCAGACAUCAUGUUUUUGAACAUGGGAAGUUUGGUGGAAUACUACAGUACUCACAUCUUACCCAGUCAUGACAGCCUGAUGCUUCGGUGUCCUUAUGGUUACUCUAAGCCAAGGUGACAUGACAGCCACAGYUGACUGACACCCUACUGCCCUUGAGGACAGGACUCCUGCCACUGYUGGACAUCCUGUUGCUUGCACACACAAACUGAAUCUGUUUCCACCAUUUAUUCUCACAUGAAUYGUUACAUAAAUGCCAUUUAAUGAACUCUUGGUAAAACCUCACCGUCCACAUCAGCGAACUGUAUGGUCUUUUCUUUUACAAAGAUCUGAUUGUGCUGUGAAAGCUGCCCAGGACACCCAUACCUUUUAUAAAGCUGCUGCUAUUACUAAUCUCCUUGGAAUGUCAAAGAUGAACACAARGAAGUGAUCUGAAUACAACUGAUCCAGAAAAUGGAUACUUCUGAMAGUAUGUCAGAAUUUGUUUGUGACAGGGAAUACUAAUACUCUGACUUGGAGGUACUACUCUUACAGUCAGCAUUGGUGCUCUGAGAUGUUUUGUAUUACUUGUAUAGUUAAUGUGUACAUAAUGAAGAUUUCUGUGCAAAUUAUUUGAUUUACUACAGGUAAAGAUGAUCAGGAAAUGYGGCUUUUUUUUAAGCCAUCUCAUUGGUCCUUGUACCUUCUGAGUACAGUAAUCACUAUCAGGUACUAUCUGGCUGAUAUGGUUGUGGCAUCUCAUAUACUCCUUAAUGACAUGCACUUCAGAUAAGUGUGGAACAACACUGAUUUGGCUUUCAUGGGAGCCCCAUUACCUAGUUCUGAACUGGAAGGGUUUGUGCCACUUGCACCAAAUUAUGGGAUAUUUAAAGGGUAUGAGAAAAGAGAAAGAGCUACUUGAGAUUUAGGGGGAAGGGAAGGGAGCCAUUUGAAUAUUCCAAAUUCCAACUAUCAGUUUUCUCUCCCAUUGCCACAGUCAAAGGUUUUUUAAAACAAAGCACAAAAAAGACCCUGAAACCGUGUUUGUGAAGCUACUGUCACUCCAUAAAUCCUUGUGGUCAGACUUUUAGGAACAAGCUGUCAGCCCAUUGCAUUCUUUUCUAUUCUAGGGCAAAACACACUACCCUAGUCUGCUACCAAGAAUUUUUCCAUUAUCAAAAUUUCUACUCAGUUUGUAGUUGCAUGCAAAACAUAAUCUGGUUUUAAUAUAUUGUCAGUGAUAGAUAUUACCAAGGUGCUUCUAACAUUUGUUCCCAAAUAUUUUGGGGACAGGUAUCCUAAAUCUAAGGGCUUGAUAUUUAUGCCAAAAUUACUCAAUUCCUAAAUUUUAAUAUGAGAGAAAUUUAUUUUAAUAUCUUUUAAGUAAUUCUAUUGAUACAAAAAUAGUGUCAUAAYGGUCUCAUACUCUAAUAAUGUUUACAAGACCUGUAAUAAUAGUAAGAAAAAUUCCACCAUUCCUGAAACAGGAGAAGAUAUCUAGCUUUUAUCAGUUUGAAUCUGUAUCCAUAAACUUUUUUUUUAUGUCUGUUACCUUUUCAAAGUUUAUACAUGCCUAUUUUAAUCUUGUUACUAUUAGAUGGUCACAACUUUAAAAUCAUAACAAAAUCAUUACAGAAUAAGAAUUUGCUUUUUUAUGAAAAUAAUAAACCAGGUUUUAGUUGCUAAGGAAUUUUCCUUACUAUUGGAUGGAAGAUGAGGAUCAUGCACAGAUAUUGAGGCAGAAAACUGCCUCCAUCUUUUUCAAGAGACACAGAUAUAUAGAAUAUCAGUCUUUUGAUCUCUGUUCCCACUGUUGUAGGGCAUAUGUGUGAAAAAAAUGUGAAGAACUUAAAAUUCAGAUUCUGCUAAGUAUUGGAUAUUUUAAGUCUAAUUUAUUGUCUUUAAAAUUAGCAUCCCUGUGGUUCACUACCCUGACAUGAUCCUCUCUAAAGGAGGCUCAGCUAAGACAGCAUUUGAAAAAACAUUUUAGGUAAAUAGUUAUAUGCAUAGCAGAGUAAGUUCAAGUUUGUUGCAAUAUUCACACAUAUUGCCUACAGAGUAAGAUUUUCUCUGUCUGGGAAUAAUUCACUUCGUUGUGUCUUGACAGUCAUAGUAUUCUCUCUUUGGGGCCCUAUUCAGAUAUUUGAUUUUUUUUCAACCUUACACUCAGAAGAUUUUUAAAUUGUAAAAAUCCAUUUAAGAUGCAACACACUCUUUACCUGUGUAAUACAAGAGUUGCAAAUAUGUAAAAUUUUGUGUUAAUUCCCUUUUGUAUCUAAAUGUAUAGAUUUCUGAAAUGGAUAAACUUUCAAUGCCAGUUUACCUCAUUUUGUGCACUUGUCUUUGA
This is a messenger RNA of Malurus melanocephalus (red-backed fairy wren), 4075 nucleotides long. It is a transcript of the gene SH3BP2, whose product is annotated as SH3 domain binding protein 2. Bases 25 to 1869 code for a protein of 614 amino acids. NCBI's taxonomy places the organism in Eukaryota, Metazoa, Chordata, Aves, Passeriformes, Maluridae. The record is from RefSeq and is a predicted model, not a curated record. The transcript has 13 exons. Gene Ontology annotation, molecular function: SH3 domain binding. Gene Ontology annotation, biological process: signal transduction.